This is a messenger RNA of Cloeon dipterum, 2103 nucleotides long. RefSeq names its product T-cell immunomodulatory protein. The coding region runs from base 50 to 1774 and encodes 574 amino acids. The transcript has 2 exons. Gene Ontology annotation, cellular component: plasma membrane. The record is from RefSeq and is a predicted model, not a curated record. NCBI's taxonomy places the organism in Eukaryota, Metazoa, Arthropoda, Insecta, Ephemeroptera, Baetidae.
GGUAGGUUAAACCGAGAGACAGAGAAUUUUAAGCAAAAAUACAUAAAUAAUGUCGUGUCUGCGCGCUGUGGCGGUGUUUCUUUUGUUCCUGGCGCGUCUGUCGGCGGCCAACGACAUCACCGAGGCCAUCUUCGGCAACGCGAGCCGCGGCAACGUGCCGGCCGCGUUCGGCGACUUCAACUCGGACAAGUUAACGGACAUUUUGGUCAUCAGCGACGACGGGCGCACCGUCAGAGUGCUGCUGGCGGGCCCCAAGGAGCCGGUGAUGAGCGCGUCCAACCUGACGUGCCGCUUCGAGCGCAAGGUGACCAGCGUGGUGCCUGGCGACUUCGACGGCGACGCCAAGAUGGACCUGCUGGUCACCACGACGCAAGAGAAGGGCAACACCUCGGUCUACGUGCUGUGGGGCGCCGAGAACAGCCUCCUCUGUCCGGACGAGCAGCAGCCGCUGGCCGUCACGUGGGACCAGCCGCUCGUGCUGGACGUCAACGACGACAUGAUCUCGGACCUCUUCGGGCAGAAUCCGCACAAAGAGCGGGUCUUCUGGAUCUUCGGCCCGAACCGCACGGCCCCCACUGUCCAGCGCAUGGACGGCGAGAGGCUCGCCCCCCUGCGCUAUCCGCACUCGCACUCCUUCCUCGACCUGGACGGCGACUUCGUGUCCGACCUGGUGCUCACCACCGACGAGGGCCUGGAGGUGUGGCGCGGCGUGGGCGGCGGCGAGGGCUUCCGCUUCAACCGCACCAUCCGCUACCCCGCAGGCGUGGACGCCGAGGCGGCCGGACAGAACGUGUUCGUGGACGCCUCGCUGGACGAGAGGCUGCAGCUGGUGCUGCCGGUGUGCUUCGGCGGCCACGCCCACUGCGCCGACAACAGCACCCUGUUCGUGCACGACGGCGUCAGGUGGCGCGAUUUGCGGCCCGACCUCAAGGAUCCGCAGGGCAACGCGUGGGGCUUCGUGCGGCCGGACGGACGCAAGUACACGGACGUGAUCACCCUGAGGGCCGGGGACUUCAACCUGGACGGCUACCCUGACCUGCUGGCCACCCUCAGCUGCAGGGACACCGUCCGCACGGUCAUCCUGGAGAACGUGGAGGUCGCCGACGGACGCUCGUUUGCCGUUCAGUGGCGCUCGCUCGGCGCCGCCAACGACACAGUCGCCGGCGCCUUUUUUGAUUUCUACCAGAAGGGCGUCCUGGACGUCCUGCUCGUACGGCGCGCCGCCAACGGCUCCACGGCCAUGAAGGCCUUCAAGAAUGGACUUGACUACGAUGCCAAUUUCAUGAAGGUGAUGGUGCUGACGGGCCUUGGCGCAUCCGGGUCCCUUUCGUACGGCACGAACCUGGCCGGUCCGCGCAUCUCGUACUUCACAGUAACGCAGGACGGAUCAGAGCGUUACGGUUGCGCGGCGCAGCUGUCGCAGAGCGCCCACUUCGCCCUCCAACUGCCCUACUCGAUCUUCGGACUGGGCCGGACGCCCAACUUCGUGGACCGCAUGACCACCGGCUACGCGGGCCACACGCGGGACUGGCUGCUGGUGAUCCCUAAUUCGCAGAUGGUAGUUGUGCCGCCGCCAGCCACGCAGCCCCAACAGCACUGGCGCAUGCAACUCUUUGUCACGCCCAGCCGCACUAUUCUCGAGACCAUGGCCGUGCUGCUCGGCACCUGUGUCCUCAAUGUCCUCAUCAUCGGUGGGCUGCACCUCAAGGAGAAGCGAGAGGAUCGGUUGGAGAAGCUGCAAGAGGCGCACCGCUUUCAUUUUGAUGCCAUGUGAUUUCACGGCAUACUCGUGUCUUGCCGCUUCGCGUGAAUUAUUUGUGUUUUGAGACGCUGAUUUUUCGUUACAAGUCUUUGGCUCUGCUCAGAUAAUUUUUUUUAGGUGAAUAAAUUUUUAAACUAAAUUGGGAAAGCCAAUGACCGUCCUUGGCGUAAAAGACUUCCCAUUAUGACGUGUUUAAACCCAAAAUUUGGUUUAGUUUAAGUUAAAAAUCAGUAAAACAAUCUGAAAGAACCGAUUUUGAUUUUCAGCACGUUUAAUUAAACAUUUCGUAGCUCAAUUAAAUUAGAAUUUGCAUCACUAAGCCGCAAAAUUGGUGCCAUUUG